Harpia harpyja (harpy eagle) is the source of this 749-nucleotide messenger RNA. It is a transcript of the gene DUSP23, whose product is annotated as dual specificity phosphatase 23. The coding region runs from base 141 to 620 and encodes 159 amino acids. The transcript has 3 exons. The record is from RefSeq and is a predicted model, not a curated record. Gene Ontology annotation, molecular function: protein tyrosine/serine/threonine phosphatase activity. NCBI's taxonomy places the organism in Eukaryota, Metazoa, Chordata, Aves, Accipitriformes, Accipitridae. Gene Ontology annotation, biological process: protein dephosphorylation; cilium assembly.
UCCUGGGAGGCCUGAACUGGGGGCGUCCCAGGGGUCCUGGCAAUGGUCUCGCAGGGGUCUGGCCUGGCCGGGGUCCCCAGAGCAGCCCUGUCCCCAGGGAACGCGGCGGCGCAGGCCCACGGUGCCGAUCCCUGCAGGCGAUGGGGGCGUCCGAGCCCCCCAACUUCUCGUGGGUGGCAGAGGGGCGGCUGGCGGGCCUGGGCAUGCCCCGGGAGCCGGGGCACUACCGGUUUCUGCUGGGCCAGGGCGUGCGGCACCUGGUGUCGCUGUCGGAGCGGGCACCCCCGCACCAUGGCUGCUGCCCGGCCAUCCGGCUCCACCGGCUCCGCGUGCCCGACUUCAGCCCUCCGACACCCGGGCAGAUCCAGAGCUUCCUGCAGCUGGUGGAGGAGGCCAACGCCCGCGGUGAGGCUGUGGCGGUGCACUGCAUGCUGGGACACGGCCGGACGGGCACCAUGCUGGCCUGCUACCUGGCGAAGGCACAGAAGAUGAAUGGCAGCGACGCCAUCUGGGAGAUCCGACGGCUGCGGCCUGGCUCCAUCGAGACGCGGGAGCAGGAGCAAGCCGUGAUCCAGUUCUGCCAGCUCGUUUGCGCUGGAGAGGACAGCGAGGAUGCGUGAGCAUGACCAUCUCCUCGGGGCAGCGUGUGCUGGAUGGGUUCGAUGGAGACUGUCGCUCCAAAACAGUGGGGGGCUUUUCCCAGCCCCGAGGUGCUGCUGUCAGUCCCUGCAUUAAAGGACUCUCCUGUG